AAGGUUUCAUGUGUAAUGUGUCUGUGACUUGUAGAGUGGCCUCGACGCGGCAAUCUCGGCGUCCGACGUGAGUCAAAGUGAUUUUUAGGCGCAACUUCCAAUAAAUAUGUUGUGCUAGUAUCGUGAAAGUAAAGAACGAUGAGCUUCUCUAGCGAUGAAGUCAAUUUCUUGGUUUACCGAUACCUUCAAGAAUCUGGAUUUCAACAUUCUGCAUACACAUUUGGCAUAGAAUCACAUAUAUCACAGAGUAAUAUAAAUGGAGCAUUAGUACCACCAGCAGCACUUUUAUCAAUUCUACAGAAAGGGUUACAGUAUACAGAAGCAGAAAUAUCAAUAGGCGAAGAUGGUACUGAACAAAGAAUGGUGGAAUCCCUAUCUCUUAUUGAUGCUGUUAUGCCAGAUGUUGUGGCAUCAAGACAAAAUCAAAUUAACCAGCAAAAACAACAGGUGAAAACAGAAGUACAAGAUACAAAUGGAGAGGAAGUUGUUACCUCCAAUGAAGGUGUAGGCACAAAUGAGAGAGGAGGAGAUAGGACAGAAAUGGAAGUAGAUGAACAACAACAAGGUUCAAGCAGGGGAACUAAUGCUAGUGCUGUUGAAAUUCCAGACACUAAAGCUACAAUAUUACGUGGUCAUGAAUCGGAAGUUUUCAUAUGUGCAUGGAAUCCAACAACUGAUCUUUUGGCUUCUGGUUCAGGAGAUAGCACAGCUCGUAUUUGGGAUAUGUCUGGUAGUUCACAAGCUCCAAAUCAGCUUGUUCUUCGUCACUGCAUACAAAAAGGUGGUACCGAAGUGCCAAGCAACAAAGAUGUUACUUCAUUAGAUUGGAAGUGUGAUGGUACCUUAUUAGCAACAGGAAGUUAUGAUGGUUAUGCACGAAUUUGGAAGACAGAUGGUAAAUUAGCAUCCACAUUAGGUCAACACAAAGGUCCAAUCUUUGCAUUAAAAUGGAAUAAACGUGGUAACUACAUAUUAAGUGCUGGAGUUGACAAAACAACAAUUAUAUGGGAUGCAGAAAGUGGGCAAUGUACUCAACAAUUUAGCUUUCAUUGUGCACCUGCCUUGGAUGUUGAUUGGCAAACAAAUACAUCAUUUGCUAGUUGUUCUACUGAUCAAUGCAUACAUGUAUGCAAACUUAAUGUUGAUAAACCAAUCAAGAGCUUCCAAGGUCAUACAAAUGAAGUUAAUGCUAUAAAAUGGGACCCCCAAGGUAACUUAUUGGCUAGUUGUUCAGAUGAUAUGAGUCUUAAAAUUUGGUCUAUGAAACAAGAUACGUGGGUACAUGAUUUACAAGCUCAUAGCAAAGAAAUAUAUACUAUUAAAUGGUCCCCAACUGGGCCUGGAACUCACAAUCCAAAUAUGAAUCUAACUUUAGCUAGUGCAUCAUUCGAUUCUACUGUAAGGUUAUGGGAUGUAGAAAGAGGUGCAUGUAUACACAGACUUACGAAACACACAGAGCCAGUGUAUAGCGUAGCAUUUAGUCCAGAUGGCAAAUUUCUUGCUAGUGGAAGUUUUGACAAAUGUGUUCAUAUAUGGUCUACGCAGAAUGGUCAAUUGGUACAUAGUUAUCAAGGAACUGGAGGAAUUUUUGAAGUAUGUUGGAAUAGUCGAGGAGACAAAGUCGGUGCUUCUGCGUCUGAUGGCAGUGUGUUUGUUCUAGACCUUCGUAAAAUGUGAUUGCAAAUGAACAAUAGAUUAUAUUUCAUUUCCCGGA
This is a messenger RNA of Bombus terrestris (buff-tailed bumblebee), 1714 nucleotides long. Its product is annotated as F-box-like/WD repeat-containing protein TBL1XR1. Lineage: Eukaryota; Metazoa; Arthropoda; Insecta; Hymenoptera; Apidae. Gene Ontology annotation, biological process: regulation of transcription by RNA polymerase II. The transcript has 6 exons. Gene Ontology annotation, molecular function: transcription corepressor activity; protein binding. Gene Ontology annotation, cellular component: histone deacetylase complex. The record is from RefSeq and is a predicted model, not a curated record. The coding region runs from base 139 to 1677 and encodes 512 amino acids.